AUGAAAGACCAGAUGUUGCAGGUGAACAUUAUACCUGUGGAAGAUAGUUUUGUGCAUUUGUCUUCAAAGCUGAUUCGUGAACUCAACGACCAGAGACACCACAGUCAUACAGUUUGUCUUAAAGUAACGGCCAUUGACGGUGUGCAACAGGAGUUUUAUGCGUCUUAUUGUCAAACUCCAUGCAAUUCAAAUGGAGCUGAUGCAUUUAAUAUUAGCUAUGAACUAUCAACAACAAUAGGACUUAAUGCAUCACAGUAUGUGUUAAUUUCAUUAAUUGAUCAAGUUUGUCCAUUAGAACGAGUCUUUGUUACCCCCGUCACUAAUGCAGAUUGGGACCUAUUAAUGCUCAAUAAUGUUUCACUUCAAGAUAGAAUUUUACAACAACUACAAAUAGUUCAUAAAAAUCAAAUUUUCCCAAUAUGGGUAUCGAAGUUUGUACAUUUAAAAAUUUGUAUAGAUGAUUUAGAAAACGGCUUACAAGUUGGAUCAUUAAAAGAUUCUACUGAAAUAGUUGUAAAUCCCAAUGUAAUGUCUUCAGAUAGAAAUAUUAACAUCAAUCAAAAUGUAGAUGAUAGUGUUCAAACAGACGCAAUAAAUCAAAAUUAUUGUAUUCCUAUUACAAAAUAUCACAAUCGUUUUAUUUAUCGCACAGUUUUAGUUGAAAAAACAUUGUUAGAAUCUGAUUAUAUAUAUGAUUAUUGUGCUCUUGUUUCUAAAGCACAUAUGUCAAUAAUAUAUAAAAACAAUGAUGCCUAUUCUACUAAGAAUAGUUUUGUUAGAAUAUCACUUAUUCAUGAACUUGAUAGAAUGAAAUCAGAAGACUCUCAAAUUAAAUCAAAAAUUAAAAACUCAUCUGUAAUUGUACGUUUAUGUCCAUUAGACCCAUUUAUGAAUAAUAUUGAGAAAAUGGAAGUUAUUACCUGGCCAACUAUUUAUGUUACCAAUAUCUUAAGCAAGAUUUUGGGUUUAAAAAUGAAUUCAAAGGUAAUAUUGGAACCACUGAGCCAAAUUGAAAAUGAAAUUUGUGAUGUUCAGAAUAUUCUUAUUUCACCAUCAAACAAUAUUAAAAUAGUUGAGGAAGAAACACUUAUCGAAUGUACAAUUAAGCGAUUGAAAGAUGAAAUCACACUUCGAGAUGUUUUGGUUUUAAAUAAUUCAACUUUACUACGAGUGGUAUACAAUAAAAUAUCAGCAAUAGAUGUAUUAGUGACAUUUUCUCCAUCAAAUAUUCCUUUUGUCUUACUUAAUGAAUUUAAUUUUGGAAUGAUCUCAUUUACAAGUACAACUGAUAAAAACCAUCGCAAUAAUCAUGUGAAUUCAAUAAAAACCACUGAUCCUAAGCUAUUAUCAGAAAUUCUGAUAUCCAACAUUUCAAAGCCGGAACAUUAUGAUUUAAAAUGUUUUAAUCAAAUGAAUUAUGCUGGAUCUUUAUGCUUGAAACCUGGCUUACAAUGUUACACUACUUUACCUCAAACAUUUUUUGCAUUUGAUAAUUUAUUGAUAACUGGAUCGAUUGCAUCUGGAAAAACAUCAGCAGCUAAACUAUUUUGUGAUAAACUUUCUAAGUGUCCAUAUUUUGUAAAAAUUAUUUGGAUUAAUGGGCGUUUCUUAGCAGGUAAAUUGUGGGAAACAGUUCAAAAACAAUUAAACAGCGAUUUUCAAGAAUGUUUGUAUUAUCAGCCUGCAAUUAUUGUUAUAGAUGAUUUUGAUGAUUUAUGUCAUUUAAAUUCUGAACCUAAUGAGCAUGCUGACAUGUCUAAAAUCUAUCUACGACCUCUGCAUUUGUUAAUGCGAAUGAUUGAAAAUUACACUAAUAAUCAGUAUCGUAUAAGGGUUAUUUGUACGGCUAAGCCAUUAAAUCAAGACAAUGAAAAUUUAUUUUCAAAACAGUUUAAACAUGUGUUUAGAACUGUGAUACAUGUACCAUCAAUUGACAAGGAAAACAGGAAAAUAAUUAUAUCAAAACGUCUCAAAAAAGUUAAAUUUAAUAAUGAUAUUGAUGAUAACUUUUUAAUGAGUAUUUGUGAUAAAAUGGAUAAUUAUGUAAUUCAAGAUCUUAUUGAUUAUUGUGAUAAAGUUUUGUUUGAAAUCUUUAAGGGUGGAUGUGAUGCAACAUUGAAUAAAACUAUUUUAACUGAUGUUUUUGAAAAAACUGUUCCACUUUCAUUACAUAAUGUAAAAUUAUUUAAAGAAAAAAAUAUUAAUUUUUCACAAGUGGGUGGUCUAGAAAAAGCUAAACAAUCAAUUACGGAAACAAUCAUUUGGCCAUCUUUAUAUUCUGAUGUUUUUAGUAAAUGUCCUCUUAAACUUCAGUCAGGAGUUUUAUUGUAUGGUGCACCAGGUACAGGCAAAACGUUGUUGGCAAGAGCAAUAGUUGGAGAGAGUAACUUAAAUUUUAUUUCAGUCAAUGGUCCUGAAUUGCUAUCCAAGUAUGUUGGUGAAAGUGAAGAAAGCGUGAGAAAAGUAUUUCAAAGAGCUCAAAACGCAAAACCAUGUAUUAUAUUCUUUGAUGAGUUUGAAAGUAUUGCACCCAAUCGAGGUUCAGAUCAAACUGGAGUGACAGACAGAGUGGUUAACCAAUUCUUAACCCAGUUAGAUGGUGUUGACACAUUUGAAGGCGUAUGGGUGAUUGCAGCCACUUCUCGCCCAGAUCUUGUUGAUCAGGCACUCUUAAGACCUGGUCGAAUUGGGGUCAAAUUACAUUGUCCGAUUCCAACAAUGAGUGAUAGAGAAGAUAUAUUACGAGUACUUUGUAACAAAGUUUCACUGUCUGAAGAUGUCGAUUUACAUACUAUUGCUACUGAAACAAACAACUAUACUGGCGCAGACUUAAAUGGACUGUUAUACACGACACUUUUAAUUGCAGAAAAAAAAUUACUGAAAGAUCAAGACAGUGCAUCGUCUUUGGAUCCUGAAGGCGGCUGUCAGCUAAGGAUUACAAACGACGAUUUUCGGGAUGCCCUAAAAUCAACUAAACCGUCGUUGCAUCAAUCCGAUAUCGACCGUUACGCAGAGAUACACAGGGUAUUUUCUGGAAAAAGAAUUUAUGGCGGAGGUAUUGCUGAAGUCAAUAACGAGAAUAGAAGACAACAGAAAACGACAUUCGCCUGA
Macrosiphum euphorbiae (potato aphid) is the source of this 3111-nucleotide messenger RNA. NCBI's taxonomy places the organism in Eukaryota, Metazoa, Arthropoda, Insecta, Hemiptera, Aphididae. The record is from the annotation of a GenBank genome assembly.